Molecule: messenger RNA, 2424 nt
Organism: Moesziomyces antarcticus
Lineage: Eukaryota; Fungi; Basidiomycota; Ustilaginomycetes; Ustilaginales; Ustilaginaceae
Product: OPT oligopeptide transporter
Exons: 1
Coding region: 1-2424 (807 amino acids)
Biological process (GO): transmembrane transport
Molecular function (GO): oligopeptide transmembrane transporter activity
Source: RefSeq, a predicted model, not a curated record
AUGGUCAACGAGAUCGGCAUCGCCAGGACGUCGAGCCAUGGCAGCUCCGACCAGAAGGACUCCUCCAAGGAGGACCUCGCCAACCCCUCCAUGCCCGAGAUCACCAACGUCGAGAAGCACCUCCGCACCGACUUCAUCGACCACCGCCUCAACGACCCCAACAUGGAGACCGAGAAGAUCGACGCCAUCGAGCGCGUCAUCGAGCAGGGCGACUACAAGGCCGAGGCCCAGAUCGAGGAGGAGCUCGAGGAGGACUCGCCCUACCCCGAGGUCCGCGCCGCCGUCUCCAACGUAGACGACCCCACCAUGCCCGUCAUGACCUUCCGUACCUGGGUCCUCGGCAUGCUCUUCACCAUCAUCAUUCCCGGUGUUAACCAGCUUCUCAGCUACCGAUACCCCACCGUCACCAUCACCUCGUUCGUCGCACAGCUGCUCGCAUACCCCAUGGGCGUCUUCAUGGCCAAGGUCCUCCCCACCAAGGUCUUCAAGACUCCCCUCGGCAGCUUCACCCUCAACCCCGGCCCCUUCAACGUCAAGGAACACACCGUCAUCACCGUCAUGGCGAACGUGACUUACCAGCGUGCCUACGCAUCCAACGUGUCCGCUGUCCAGCGCAUUACCUACGGCUUCGACUGGGGUUUCGGCUACAUCAUCCUGCUCACGCUCAGCUCCCAGCUCAUCGGCUUCUCCAUGGCCGGUUUCUUCCGCCGCUGGCUCGUUUGGCCCGCUGCCAUGAUCUGGCCUGCCAACCUGGGUAACACGGCGCUCUUCACCGCCCUCCACCGUCAGGUCGACACCGGCUCCAACCACAUGUCGAGGUACAAGUUCUUCAUGAUCGCCUGCGCAGGUGCCUUUGCCUGGUACUUUGUGCCCGGCUACCUCUUUGCGCUCAUGUCCGUCGGUAACUGGUUCUGCCUCAUCGCGCCAGACAACGUGCCGCUCAACCAGAUGCUCGGCACCCAGCAGGGUCUCGGUCUCAUCCCGCUCACCACCGACUGGAACCAGUACUCGUACAACAACAACCCCAUCUACACCCCCUGGUGGGCUCAGGCCAACGUGCUCGGCGGUUUCGUCGUGUGCUACUGCAUCAUCGGCCCCAUCCUCUACUACAAGAACGUCUGGAACUUCGCCUACCUCCCCUUCUCCACCUCGGCUGUCUACGACCGCUUCGGCAAGAAGUUCAAGACUGCCAAGGUCACCACCCCGGACCACCUCCACUUUGACCCCGCCGGCUACAACGCCUACUCGGAGCAGUACUUCUCGGUCACGUACGCCAUUUCGUUUGCGCUCUCGUUCGCCUCGAUCACCGCCAUCAUCGUCCACGUCGCCCUCUUCCACGGCAAGCAGAUCUACCGCCAGUUCACCACCUCGAUCAACGACGAGCGCGACGUCCAUGCGCGUCUCAUGCAGAGGUACCCCGAGGUGCCCAAGCUCUGGUACGCCGCCCUCUUCCUCAUCUGCUUCGGCAUGGGUGUCGGCUGCACCGCCGGCUACAACACCGACUUCCCCGUGUGGGCCUUCAUCAUCUCGCUCAUCAUCGGCGCCUUCUUCAUGCUGCCCGUCGGUGUCGUGUAUGCCAUCUCCAACGUCGAGGUCGGCCUCAACGUCAUCUCGGAGUUCAUCAUCGGCUACAUGCACCCUGGCUCGGCUACGGGCAUGAUGAUGUUCAAGGUGUUCUGCUACAUGGCCGUCUACCAGGGUCUCUCGUUCACCGCCGACAUGAAGCUCGGCCACUACAUGAAGGUGCCGCCCAAGGACAUGUUCGUGGCGCAGGUCACCGCCAUCGUCGUCUCGUCGUUUGUCGUGCUUGGUGUGCAGUCCUGGGUGUUCUCCAACAUCGAGAACGUCUGCACGCCCGAAGCCUCGGACAACUUCACUUGCCAAUACCUCAUUGUCUUCGGUACCGCCUCGCAGAUCUGGGGUCUCAUUGGUCCCGCCGCCGUAUUCUCGCCCGGUAAGCAGUACGGCAAGCUGUUGUGGAUGUUCCUGGUCGGCGCCAUCUUCCCCGUCAUCGUUUGGGGUCUCACCAAGAAGUUCCCGCGCUCGUUCAUGCGCAAGGUCAACUCGCCCGUCAUCUUCACCGGUACGGGUCUCAUGCCUCCUGCGACGGGUAUCAACUUCACCGCCUGGGCCAUGUGCGGUUUCGUGCUCAACUACCUCGUCAAGAAGUACCGCACCGGCUGGUGGACGCGCUACAACUACGUCCUGGGUGCCGCCAUGGAUACGGGCACUGCCAUCUCGGCCGUCAUCAUCUUCUUCUGCCUCAUCUUCCCCAAGGGCAAGCAGAGCGACUUUGCCUCGGACGGAUGGUGGGGCAACGUCGCGCCGUACAACACGGCCGAUGGCAACCUCGUCUCGUACCUCACCGCCCCCACCGAGGGCUUCAUGCCCGCGCCCUCGGCGUUCAGGCCCUACAACCCUUGA